CCCUGUGAGUUGCCGAUCCGGACUCCAAAAGAAAAUUAUUUUCUCGGCAUAGGAUUCAAAAAAUGGAGAGAAGGAAACGUUCGAUUUGAUGCUCUGUGUGCUUGGAAGGGAAUUCGGAUGCAAAGGGAACUGGAGAACUAAGCUUUCAGGGGAUUUUCCACCUUAAGCUUCAGAAGUUCAUCAGAACUUCUUACAUAACAAAAUUUUGGGAAGUUGAACUCAGGAUAAUGAUAGCUCAUCUAUGGUGCUAGUGGUGCCUAAGCAUAAUUGUUAGGCCAUCUGGCUAUUUGAUUUCUUCAGGAAUUUGAAGAUUUUACCUACCCAUUUGUCUUAUAGCAACAAUGUGGUACGAUAUGCAAGUUGGAGAAAGAUUUUCUGGAGGAGUUGUCCUUAGCUCUGAUUUGGUUGUUUGCCAGGUUGGGUUUUGUUAAGAACACUUUCUGUUAGCACACCUGAAUAGUCCAUAUCAUUUCACUUUAUUUGUUGUACUUCUAUAUUCUGAUGCAAUGUGCUGUACUUCACUUUUGUACAUCAAAAUGCAGCCUAUGAAAUAUAAAAUCUUGUUUAUUUACAUAUUGUGGACCACUCAAGUUAGUAAUGAGAGAGGUUACGGGCCGUUUGAGUUUUGGCAAUAUUUUUCAAAGUACAUGAGUCAGGAUACAUUCUUUCUAGCAUGAAUUAGAUUUACCCUUUCCUUUCCUAGGUGACAGGAAUAUGAGAGCAAGCAAGCUACCAUGUUAUAGUGCUGCUAAGAAGUCAAAGACUUGGGAUGUAAGGGACAUGAUAGAGAAUGGUGACAGGCUCAGUAGUUUACCAGAAAAAAUUCUCCAUCACAUUCUUUCUUUCUUGGAUAUGAGAUAUGUUGUAAGAACCAGUUUCUUGUCACGAAGAUGGAGAUAUCUAUGGACUUCUUUGCCCAAUCUAGAAUUUGACCAUCUUUAUUUUCUUUCAAGAACUGGGGGAAGAGAUGAGGCAGAAAAUGGCUUUAUGGAUUUUGUGGACCGUGUGCUACUUCUCCGCAACAGCUCUGAUAUACAAAAAUUCCAUAUAUCCUGUGGAUGGUACUGCGAUGUAAAUCGUGUUAAUUCAUGGGUCCUUGUUGCAGUAAGGCGUAAUGUUCAAGAGUUCUAUCUCAAAAUUAGACCCAAAGAUUUCCUUGAGUUGCCUGACUGCCUAUUCACAUGUAAAUCAUUGAGGGUCUUGAAGUUGGAUAUGGAUUAUGUGCCAGUUGAGCUGAGACUUCCUGAUUCAAUUAAUUUACCAAAGCUCAAAACUUUGCAUCUUGAAUUAGUCAAUCUGGAUGAGAAAUUGAUUACCAAAAUUUUAUCUUGCUGUCCAGUCCUGGAAACUUUGAUCCUAACCAUGUGCCAACUUAAGUAUGCUAAGAAUGUCAUUAUUUGUUCUCGUCAACUUAAGAAGUUGGUUAUAGAAGCGUGUUUCAUGGAUCAUUCUGGUUUGGAUGACUGUAAGAUCAACAUAUGGGCACCAAAUCUCACAUAUUUAAAGUGUGUUGAUUAUAUGUCGAAAGAGUAUUUUCUAGGAAACCUAUCUGGCCUUAUCAGUGCAGAGCUUGAUAUGAAAGUAGAAGAAAGCCGUGCUUUUGAAGAAAUUGGACAGCCUCCUAGUGAGCGGAAGCAAAUAUAUGCUCAGCGUAUGAUAAAAUGCCUUAGAGGACUGAGUAAUGCAAAAUCACUGACAUUAUCUGCUUACUUGCUUGAGAUGAUCUCUGAAGCCCCAUCAUACGUAUUAGAGUGUCUACCCACUCCAUUCUGUAAUCUGAGGUAUCUGAGGCUGAAAACAUGGCUGUCUAGAGAUUGUAUACGUGCUAUAGCAUACUUGCUCAAGUGCUCCCCUAAUAUAGAAACUCUCGUAUUGGAAACAUCUGUGAAAAGUUACACUGGGUACGAAAAGCAACAACUAUUUUUUGAUGAGACGAAGCUUGACUCAGAAAUCAUUGAAGACAAUUGGGAGGCAGAGUUACCAUUUCAAUGCAUGCUGUGUCACCUCAAAUCUGUAGAGAUGCGAAAUCUUCAAGGAAUUGAGAAUGAACUCAGGUUUCUAAAAUUUUUGAUGAAGAAUGCAAUGACACUAGAGGAAAUGAUUAUUGUUACCUCUACGAGAUUUUCUUCAAGUGGCAUCAAGGAAAAAUUUAGUGAGAAACUACAAGCAUUUCCUCAAGCCUCCCCAAGUCUUGGAAUAUUGUUCUUCUGAAAUUUGGAGUUGAAGUUGAUCAAUUUUCAUGUUUUAAGCUUGUAAUGGGAAGACAUUACAUCUUGACUUUUGUGAUACUUCAACUUCUUUUUAUCUAUAUUUAAGUUCUGUAUGUAUGUGUGUGUGUGUGUGGUUCAACUUUUUUUUUUUACUACAUCUUUCCUUUAGCUGUAUGAAAAAAUAGAGAUUCUACAGUAUAGAAACAUGUUUUGCAGUACUGAUGCCACAAGAAUUUGUAAGCUGUAAAUGUUACACAACAAGCUUUAUUUGGAUCUCGAUUCUUUUGUAAA
Messenger RNA from Nelumbo nucifera (sacred lotus), 2501 nucleotides. The record is from RefSeq and is a predicted model, not a curated record. Lineage: Eukaryota; Viridiplantae; Streptophyta; Magnoliopsida; Proteales; Nelumbonaceae.